Molecule: messenger RNA, 5262 nt
Organism: Diaporthe citri
Lineage: Eukaryota; Fungi; Ascomycota; Sordariomycetes; Diaporthales; Diaporthaceae
Exons: 4
Coding region: 1-5262 (1753 amino acids)
Biological process (GO): maintenance of protein location in cell cortex; dynein-driven meiotic oscillatory nuclear movement; establishment of mitochondrion localization
Cellular component (GO): cell cortex; mitochondrion
Molecular function (GO): phospholipid binding; tubulin binding
Source: RefSeq, a predicted model, not a curated record
AUGGCUUCCGAUAAGCCCUCCCUGGUCCUCGGCCAGGGAGAGCCCGAUCCCUUCCUCUCUACCGGCACUCCUACCAUCCAACGACACGCCGGCUUCGACUCGCAUACCUUUGCGCUCGGCCCUGGUGCUUCAGCGACCUCAGCGAAGCAUGCACUCGAGGCUCACCUUGCCGACACCGACAGACGCAUGGAAGAAGCCGGCAAGCUCGGCACGGCCUUGGUCCAGCAGCGCAAGGAGCUCGAAGAUCGACUCAAGGAGGUGGAGCAACUCGAGGCCGAGGAGGAACUGUCGCCGGAUCUCAAGAAGAAACUCACGAGCAUCGAAAAGGACUUCAACGAGGUUGCGCGUGAGAGUGCUAGGGCGUUUCUUCCCAAGCAGCGACUUCCUAGCAACGAGGUGGCUGUGGGCACGCCUUUCACUCCGGAUAAGAGCGGAGUUAGGAGGUCCGCCAGCCCUUCAAAAUUCGACAAGUUCGAAAGUCUAGCCACUGGAUCGCCCAGCAAGUUCAGCGUACCGAACCGCAAGUUGCGGAACCAGCCUGCCAAUCGCAUCCAUGAUAUCGAAUUUGCCGCCGAGAUCAGUACAUCACUCAUCACCCAGGUCCGAAACCUGCAGGCCCUCCUUCAGGAGAGGGACGAGGAGCUCAAAGAUGCCAAGUCAGACAAGUCCGGCCUCCAGAGGGAGGUGGAAGGCUUCCAACAGCGGAUGAGGGACCUGGAUGAGAGCGAGAUGCGCUACAAGGACGAGAAUUGGAACUUGGAGACGCAAAUCCAAGAGCUCAUGGCCGCGCAAAAGGAUGCCUCAGACCGGGAGAAGAAGUUGACGAACUCACUCAACCUCCUCCAGGCCGACAAGAACUCGACCCAACGGGAACUCGACGAGAUCAAGACGGCGCACUCAAAGCUUGCUGAUGAACAUGCGGCAGCUGUCAAGCACCACGAUAUUGAGCUUGGCAUGGCCAAGCGCAAUGCAGUGAUAGCCGAGGGCGAGCGCGCAGAGAUGCAGCGCAAGAUCGACGAGUUGACCAGCCAGAACCAGGAGCUUGCCAAGGCUAUCUCAAUGGAGAGGGGAAGGACCAGCCAACGAAACACACCCUCUGGAAGUAGUGAGGAUGACCUGGAGAAUGCCGGUGGUAACCUGACCCCGGAGCACUCCCCUCCUCCUUCACCCAUCAAGCCGACCCCCAGACAUUCGGGGCUUGAGAGCGAAACUUUGAAGACCUCCCUUCAGCAUGCGCAGCGCACGAUCCAGAGUCUUCGCACCAACGUUCACCGAGAGAAGACCGAGAAGCUCGAGCUGAAGCGACUGCUCCAGGAUGCCAGGGAUGAAAUUGAAAAGAUGCGCAGCGAUCCUGCUGAGCGACCUCACCACAGGCGUGCCAGGGAGGCCAAGUCCCGCGAAUUCAAGAAACCAGCGAAGCUUGACAAGCUGGGCACUUCGCGUGCCGUCAAGGCCGAGAUCCUGCACUUGGAAGAUCCCGAAUGGGAGGAGGUUGCGACUCAGAAGGGCUCUCCGCCCCUCGGGCAUUCAUCCCGGAUGGCCGAUGUUGCUUUUCCGUCUACCGAGACAGAUGAGUUUGAGACGGCUAAUGAGGCGCACGAGACUACCGACGCUUUCGAGACAGCUCAUGAGCGUGGCACUGAGACUGACGACUUCCAGACUGGUGCAGAAGACUUCUUCAGUUCUGACACCGAGACUGAGAGUCCCACAAAGAGGGCCACAAUUAGGGCCAAUGCUCUCAAGCGAGCACCUAUCCUCGCGGCCAACCAGCAGUACUCGUAUGAGAGCACUGCUUCGACGUCUGCGAGCGAGGACGAGGGAGACUACAUGGAUCCCACGAGGACGCCCAACUCUCCAUCUAUGAUGCGAUUGCGUUCCAGUCGUAGCACCAUGUCCCGACGCUCAAGACAGCUCAGUGACGGGCCCUCUCUGCAAAGCAGCCCGGCCACCAAUCCCAACGGCAGCUUCUCUGGGCCAAGUGGCAUGCCACAACAGAGCUUGUUUGCCGAGCUUAAUGAGCUCGAAGGUAGCGACGAAGACUCGGUCAUGAACACACCCGGCCAACGGAGCCUCCGCUCUGUCACGCCAGGAUCGACCGCAACAGGGCGGACCGCGUCGCUGGCUUCUGCUGUGCCAGCUGUACCCAGCAUUCCAAGGGCCAUGAUGGUGGAUAGCGGCAUGAUGACGGAGCCGGUCGAUGUACACACCGUCUCAGCGGCCGGGACUUUACAAAGACCCGUGUCCCUUGACUCGGUCGCCAGCGCUGUUCGAGACCGUCCUUCGUCGACAAUCUCGUAUAGUGAUUCCGUGGCUCAGCAUGAUUCCGAGAUGGAUGAAGCAUCCGCUCAGGCCACUAGAUCCCCGCCCACAAUCGGCGCCAUACCAACGCCGCUUCUGCCACCGCCCCAGACGCUCACCAUGUCUACUGUGCACGCCGAGGAGGUUGAGCCCCUGGCGGAGCCUGAGGCUGUACCCGAGCCUGUUCUCCCUCCAAGACUUGGCCUGUCCGGCGUCGUCUACGAGCACGUUGAACCCAUCCCUGAGCCUCAAGUGGUGCCUCCUACAUUGAGCAUGUCCGACCUGGUCGCCUGGGAGGUGGAGCCGAUCGCCGAGCCUGAAGUGCCACCUCCUGCUCCUCCUACUUUGACCAUGUCAUCGGUAGUGGCGGAGCAUGUUGAGCCGCUGGCUGAGCCGGAAAAGCCACUGCCUCCAUUGGCGUUCUCCUCAAUCUCUGCCACGGACGUCGAGCCGGUGGCCGAGCCAGAACAGCCGUUGCCGACACUGGCGCUCUCCUCAAUCCUGGCUGCAGACGUUGAGCCCGUGGCCGUGCCCGAGGUUGAGCCGCAGAUCGUACGUGUUGUGGAGUAUGUAGAUGCGCCAAAGCCACCACCCGCGGAGCUGGUACUCUCCUCGAUUUCUACCGCGGAGAUCGAGCCCGUGGCCGUGCCUGAACCUGAGCCGCGAACGGUUCGCGUUGUGGAGUACGUGGACGCGCCAAAGCCACCUCCUGCAGAACUGGUGUUCUCCUCAAUUGCCUCUACAGAAGUUGAGCCCGUGGCUGUACCCGACCCAGAGCCACGAACAAUCCGAGUCGUGGAGUACGUGGAGGCCCCCAAGCCGUCCCCGGCGGAUUUGUCGUUUUCCACCCUCGUGGCCGAAGGCAUUGAGCCACAGGCAGAACCCGAGACUCCUCUCCCUUCACUUUCUCUGUCUGCGAUAGCUUCAGAGCACGUGGAGCCAAGAGCUGAGCCUCAGCCGCUCCCAACUCCUCUCUCAAUGUCCUCCAUUGUGGCAGAGAACGUUGAACCCCGAGCUGAGCCUCGGCCUGCCUUGUCUGUCUCGGGUAUUGCUUCUGAGCACAUUGAGCCAAGGUCAGAGCCCAAGACGCUCCCGCCCCCGCUGAGCGUAUCGUCUAUUAUCUCCGAGCACGUCGAGCCAGUCCAACCUGCUCAACCCAGCGAGAAAGAAGUCGUCGCGAGAAAGCCUGCGCAUGCUGCGCUCGACUUCUCAUCAAUACAGUCCCUGGACACUGCACCGGUGGAUUCCCAGUCAAGCACCGGUGGAAAGCAGGUUGUUGCUCCGCUUGGCUUCUCCCGCAUCGAGUCGUUAGACACCGAGCCUGUCUCGCCUAGAAGCCCGAAGAGGAAUGCAUUCAUCAUCCCACGAGACCAGGACGAGCGGACGUCGACUCCAUCAAAGGGUUUCUUCGACUCUCUGUUUGGACGAGGCAAGGGCCAAGAACCCGAGACGCCAUUCAUCGCCGAGGAUGAGACUAGACAAUCGCCAAGAGACACACCUUUGACGGGGACGCCAGAAUCGCAACGUCCAUUCCGGGAGAUCUCGGCCAAUGCCAACACCAACGCACAGCCUACUCUCAAAGAGAGCGUCAAGAUGUCUGACUCGGGUGCUCAGACCUCACUGACAGCCGACGUUAUUGAUCAGAUACUCCAGGCUAAGAGCAGACCACAAGCACAUGGCCACCGGAAGUCCGACUCUGUUGUGAGUGCGAACAGCGUGGGGACACCUGGCACUACUGUCCGCGUGCAGCAGUCACAUGAAAGCCUGAACAGUAUCCUCAAGCCCAAGACUAGAGCAAUGGAGGCCGGCGCCGAAUUCGCUGCCGAAGCUGCCUCUCGCAGACCUGACAGCGCAUCCAGCGCUCGUGCUUCGCUGAAGAACGCGCCGCCACUGCCGCCGAACCAUAAGGAGGCCAUUGAGGCUGCAAGAACCGGCACUGCCAACAGCGGACACGGUACAAUUGGCAGCAUGGGGCCACCGCUUUUCCCUGCUUCUGCUUACAAGAACCCGUUGACCAGGCCUAGGACGCCUAUGUCAGCCAGGUCCGUCAAUGCAAGCGUCAAGGGCACGCCGACGCCUCGCCAGGACAGGAUGGACUCUGCGCACGGAACUGUAGAGGUCCACUCACCAACACGGCUCACGGCGAGAAGCCGGAAGUCGUCUGUCUCGAGCUUCGCUUCCGAGGUGGACGCGCGCUUCCAGAACAUCGGUGGAAUGGGCAUGGAUCCGCACGGCUUUGGGCCCAACACCGACCCGCGCAUGAUUCAAGCCAUCACUCAAACCAUGAUUGGCGAAUACCUGUGGAAGUACACUCGCAAGGCCGGCCGCGGCGAGAUGUCGGAGAAGAGACACCGUCGGUAUUUCUGGGUCCACCCGUACACCCGGACUCUGUACUGGAGUGAUCGGGAUCCCAGCAAUGCUGGCCGGUCCGAGCUCCGAGCCAAGAGCGUGCCGAUCGAGGCGGUGCGUGUCGUCACAGACGAUAACCCCAUGCCCCCUGGGCUGCACCGCAAGAGUCUUGUUAUCAUUUCACCUGAUACGGAGGAGAUGGUCAACGGCAUCACCAGGGAAGAUGUUGACGAGUUCAACCCACAAUACGGUCGCCGCCCGGCAGCUGGCACACGGCCACGGGCGCCGCCUUCCAUCUCGUCAUACACCUCCCAGGGGACGCGCAGCCACUCUGCUAUGAACCUGGACGUGCCUACCUUGACGCCGAACCACAAGAAAGCCUCAUCUUCGGCCAGCAUCUCGCGGCCGUCCUUCACUGGCCGGCUCAGCGGGUACUGGAAGUCCACCCAGGACUCGAUCAGCACCCUGAAAAGCCGCAGCGGUCCCCAGGACCAAAGCAGCUUCUACGACAACAAUGAGGUGCAUGAUAGUGCGGAGGACCUGAGGUUGAUGUACGAGAAGCAGGAUAGGGAGGCCGACAGGCUGGAUAAUGGAGGCAUGAUGUUGGCACCCUAA